AUCAAACAAGUAAGAGAAUGUUACUUGAAACAUUGACCAUCCCUGCAACACUCCUUGUACUAUUCAUUUUGAUUCUAUCCUUUGCCUUGUUCCAUCCAAACCAACACCUUAAAGAUGACAGAAAACAUCCACCAGGUCCCAAACCCUUGCCGAUUAUUGGUAACCUUCACAUGCUAGGAAAACUCCCACAUCGAACGCUUCAAGCCCUUGCCAAAAAACAUGGUCCCAUAAUGUCCAUAAAGUUAGGACAGAUCCCAGCCAUUGUCGUUUCCUCCCCUGAAACUGCAGAACUUUUCCUCAAGACCCAUGAUGUUGUGUUUGCUAGCAGGCCCAAAAUUCAAGCUGCAGAAUACCUAUCUUAUGGCGGCAAGGGCAUGGUGUUUACGGAGUAUGGACCCUAUUGGCGGCACGUGAGAAAGUUGUGCACCACGCAGCUUCUAAGUUCAUCAAAGGUUGAGAUGCUUGGUCCUUUGAGGAGGGAGGAGUUAGGAGUGUUUGUGAAAUCGGUUGAAAAGGUAGCAGCUUCAGGUGAUGUUGUGAAUUUGAGUGAGCAGAUUGGGGAGCUUAUGUCAAAUAUUGUCUGUAAAAUGAUACUUGGGUGUAGUAAAGAUGAUAGAUUCGACCUAAAAGGGCUUACUCGUCAGGUUCUGCACUUGGUUGGAGUGUUCAACGUAGCAGAUUAUGUACCUUGGGCAGCCAUCUUUGAUCUCCAGGGGUUGAAAACAAAACUCAAGAAAGCUAGGAAUGCAUUUGACCAAGUGUUUGAGCAAAUAAUCAAAGAUCAUGAAUAUCCAACUGAUAGAGACAAGAAAAGUGUGCAAUAUUCUGAGGAUUUUGUGGACAUGCUUCUAUCACACAUGCACCAAGCCAUGGAUCAGCAGGAACAGGAUCACUUCAUUGACAGAACUAACGUGAAGGCUAUCAUAAUUGAUAUGAUAGCAGGAGCAUUUGAAACAUCAGGUGUGGCACUCGAGUGGGCCAUGUCGGAACUCUUAAGGCACCCAAAGGAUAUGAAGAAACUCCAACAAGAGUUAACCGAUGUAGUUGGAAUGAACAGGUUUGUGGAAGAGUGUGAUUUACCAAAGCUUCAUUUUCUGGACAUGGUGGUGAAAGAGACUCUGAGGCUAUAUCCUCCGGGACCCUUGCUAGUGCCUCGUGAGUCCUCACAAGACAUUUGUAUUGACGGCUAUCACAUAAAGAAGAAGACAAGAAUUUUGAUCAAUGCAUGGGCCAUAGGACGAGAUCCUAAGGUGUGGUCGGAAAAUGCUGAAAUGUUUUAUCCUGAGAGAUUUUCUGACAGUGACAUAGACAUCAGAGGACAUGACUUUCGGCUUUUACCGUUUGGUUCUGGUCGCAGAGGAUGUCCUGGGAUUCAAUUGGGUCUAACCACGUUUGGGUUUGCUUUGGCUCAGUUGGUGCAUUGCUUCGAUUGGAAGCUUCCAAUUGGAAUGUCUUGUGAUGACUUAGAUAUGACUGAAGCAUUUGGCCUUUCAAUACCAAGAAGUAAGCAUUUACUAGCUAUACCAACUUAUCGCCUUUCUAAUGAAGCUUAAUCAAACGUGUAUUUAAGAAACUUUGUUUUAUCAGCAGCAGAAGAGACAGCACUAAAAGUUUGGCAGAAAAUUAAAUGACGAGUUGUUUUAGUGAAA
Molecule: messenger RNA, 1649 nt
Organism: Vigna unguiculata (cowpea)
Lineage: Eukaryota; Viridiplantae; Streptophyta; Magnoliopsida; Fabales; Fabaceae
Product: cytochrome P450 CYP736A12-like
Molecular function (GO): heme binding; iron ion binding; monooxygenase activity
Source: RefSeq, a predicted model, not a curated record